Messenger RNA from Helianthus annuus (common sunflower), 1867 nucleotides. Its product is annotated as NAC domain-containing protein 7. Lineage: Eukaryota; Viridiplantae; Streptophyta; Magnoliopsida; Asterales; Asteraceae. The coding region runs from base 665 to 1651 and encodes 328 amino acids. The transcript is spliced from 4 exons. Gene Ontology annotation, molecular function: DNA binding. Gene Ontology annotation, biological process: regulation of DNA-templated transcription. The record is from RefSeq and is a predicted model, not a curated record.
UCCGGCAAUAUAUAUCUAAAAGAAAGUUAGAAAGUGGUCAGAAAAAGAUUAAAAUCUAGUUGUUUAACUAUAUAUAUAUUGGUUUGGUAUAUCACCAUCAGUAGCUAGCUGGUGGUGGGUGGUGUGGUGGAGUAGUAUAUCACCGCCCCAAAAUUCCUUUCUUAACGGCAAGAUUUUCCGGCAUUCCAGCUUACUCUUCCUCCAUACCCACCUACACCACUUUUAUAAACUUGAUUGAGAAACCCUUAUGUUUAUUCUGUCAGUUUGUGUCUUGUUUUUGUUUCCAUUAGGGUUUGUGUUCUUUGGGAUCUGGUAGACAAAAAGACAAGUGCUUUUACUUCAAUUCCCGAGAAAAUUAAAAACCCUUUUUGGUCCCUAAACAUUCCACUUGUUCUUUGCAUAUCUUUUUACCUUUUUGGCUAUUUUUCUUGUUUUUUUAACCAAAGUUCUAGAGACAAGUUCUUGAAACUCUCUUUGUAGCUUGUUAGAAGAACAACAAGGUGGAUUUAAGUGAAGAACACCUUCACUUCCAAAGUUUCUUUGUGUUCUUGUAUCUUCUUAUUAUUCAAUACGCGUGCCGCUGCGUGUGCAAGUGCUGUGAAGAAGUUUUUCUUUUGUAUGAUUUUGGGUGCACAAAGUUUUGGACCAUCAUAAGUUAAGGAACAUGAAUAACUUUUCACAUGUUCCUCCUGGUUUUAGAUUCCAUCCAACGGAUGAAGAACUUGUAGAUUACUACCUCAGGAAAAAAAUCGCAUCAAAACGAAUUGAUCUUGAUGUAAUUAAGGACGUUGAUCUCUACAGAAUUGAGCCAUGGGAUCUUCAAGAAUUAUGCAAACUAGGAACCGAGGAGCAAAAUGAGUGGUAUUUCUUUAGCCACAAGGACAAAAAAUACCCGACAGGAACUCGCACAAAUAGAGCCACCAAAGCCGGCUUUUGGAAAGCCACCGGAAGAGACAAGGCCAUAUACUCCAAGCACAAUUUAGUUGGCAUGAGAAAGACCUUGGUCUUUUACAAAGGACGAGCUCCCAAUGGACAGAAAUCAGAUUGGAUCAUGCAUGAGUAUAGACUAGAAACAAAUGAAAACAACACUACUCAGGAAGAAGGAUGGGUUGUAUGCAGGGUAUUCAAGAAGCGAAUGACAACUGUACGUAGGAUGGAAGAGCAUGAUUCGUUAUGCUGGUUUGAUGAUCAAGCCUCAUUCAUGCCGAAUUUCGAAUCACCAAGAAGGAUAAGCCAUCCUUACACUUCAAACAGUUCAUACCACCACCAAUUUGCUGCAAAACCCGAGCUCUAUCAAUCGCAUUACAACUUGCCUCAAGAUCACCCCUUUCUUCAACUUCCACAAUUAGAAUCUCCCAAAAUUCAACAUCCUCUUGCUGCCAAUAUCCAGCCCACAACUCAGCAGUUGAACAUCAACUUGCUUUAUGGUAACAAUGAUGAACAAGAUCCUCAUGUGACUGAUUGGCGUGUACUUGACAAAUUUGUUGCUUCACAACUUAGUAAUGAUCAAGAAUCUUCCAAUCCUCCCCCGUCAUCUCUUCAAAUGGCUGAACAUAUGAACCUACUUUUAAGCGAGUCUAAGAGCGAUGAAAUGGCUUCAGAAUGUGCUUCAAUAUCCACCUCCUCUUGCCAGGUUGAUCUUUGGAAGUAAUUAACUCAAAAACUUGAAUCCAAUUUCUAAUCACAUCAACUAGAAAAGGGAAAAAGAGGCUAAUAUAUCAUGGUGAUAGAAUGUAAGUACUAAAUAAACAUAUUAUGGGUGAAGUGUUUUUUUAUCAAAUUUGUUGGACUGAGCUUUCUUAAGUAGAUACAUAUGUAUGUAAUUCAUAUAACAUAUCUCUAAUGUAUGAAGGUGCUUAUUUGUUUG